Molecule: messenger RNA, 1460 nt
Organism: Fukomys damarensis (Damara mole-rat)
Lineage: Eukaryota; Metazoa; Chordata; Mammalia; Rodentia; Bathyergidae
Gene: Rilpl1
Product: Rab interacting lysosomal protein like 1
Exons: 7
Coding region: 1-942 (313 amino acids)
Biological process (GO): cilium assembly
Cellular component (GO): cytoplasm; ciliary basal body
Molecular function (GO): protein dimerization activity
Source: RefSeq, a predicted model, not a curated record
AUGGACCGCAUCGAGAAGGAGCGCAAGCACCAGAAGGAGCUGGAGCUGGUGGAGGAUGUGUGGCGAGGGGAAGCGCAGGACCUCCUGUCGCAGAUUGCGCAGCUGCAGGAGGAGAACAAGCAGCUGAUGACCAACCUCUCCCACAAGGACGCGGGCUUCUCAGAGGAGGAUUUCCAGAGGCAUGAAGGCAUGUCGGAGCGCGAGCGGCAGGUGAUGAAGAGGCUGAAGGAGGUGGUGGACAAACAGCGGGAUGAGAUCCGCGCCAAGGACCGUGAGCUCGGGCUGAAGAGCGAGGACGUGGAGGCUCUGCAGCAGCAGCAGACUCGACUAAUGAAGAUCAACCAUGACCUUCGCCACCGGGUCACUGUGGUGGAGGCCCAGGGGAAGGCUCUGAUUGAGCAGAAGGUGGAGCUAGAGGCAGAUCUGCAAACCAAAGAGCAGGAGAUGGGCACGCUGCGGGCGGAACUUGGCAAGCUGCGGGAGAGACUGCAGGGCGAGGUCAGCCAGAACGGGCAGGAGGAGCCUGAGAUGGAGCCCUGCACAGAGGAGCACGUGUCCGAUGACAUGGAGAAGGCGGCCUUGGACCCCAAGGACCCCAGCCGCCCCCGGUUCACGCUGCAGGAGCUGCGGGAGGUGCUGCACGAGAGGAACGAGCUCAAGGCCAAGGUGUUCCUGCUGCAGGAGGAGCUGGCCUACUACAAGAGUGAAGAAAUAGAGGAGGAGACCCGAAUGCCCCAGCCCGCACCCGUCGCGCAUCCAAGACUGUCCCCACAGCCGGAGUCUGGCAUCAAGCGGCUGUUUAGCUUCUUCUCCCGAGAUAAGAAGCGCCUGGCCAACAUGCAGAGAAAUGUGCACAUCCACGAGUCCUUCGGCCAUUGGGCCAACACCCACCGUGAUGACGGGUACACGGAGCAGGGGCAGGAGGCCCUGCAGCACCUGUGACCUCGGCCCUCGGCCACCGCCUCAGGCCCUUGAAACUGGCCCCUCAAAGGACGCUGUACUCUGAGGAUGGACGUGGAAAACUGAUGCCAAACUCUACAGAAAUGUUUAUUUAUACCAGGGCUAUCACCGUUUCUAAUAGAUGACUCUGACUCUUAGGACAUAUAUAUUUAAUAAUCCCACUGACUGAGACCAGAUUUGCAAGCUAACUUCAGUAACAAGCUUCUCAAGCCAAACACAUCACUUAUCACUGUAAUUGCCAUUUGAUUGACUUUAGAUCAAACUCUAGGCGUAGAGGUUUUAUUAUCACCUGUCCUACUUCUGUGGGAGACAGAGGAAGGGUAGCUUUUUAUUAUCACGAAACUGCUGAGAUGGCGGGUGCAGUGGCGCACUCCUGUGAUCACAGCACUCAGGAGGUUGAGGCAGGAGGAUUGUGGGUUUGAGGCCAGCCUGGGCUGCAGACAGAGUUCAAGGCCAGCCCAAAUUCCAUAGCAAGUCUCUCUCAAAAAGAUUGUGAUGAU